CAGUCAGUCUACGCUCGGACUACGAUCAGACGAGGCGACUCCACUCGCGUACGUCGCGAUUCGGGAUGACAGACAAGGUCGUCACCGCCGUAAUCCGAGUCGAGUGAUCUCGCGUGCUUUAGUAAACCAUUAAUAAUAGGACGGUUUAGCUUAGAUUUAAAACCAAAUGUAAACAAACGGAAAGAAUUUCUCAGUGAACUUCUGGGACCGAUCCCAGUAAGCCGGUGAAUAGUUCCUCUGACACUUCUUCUUCGAUAGUGUUUUUUUUUCCUUCUAGCGAUAAGGAACGUUCGUGAAGUGUGUCUGUUCAAUCACAGCACGCUGCGAGUCGAGUGUCAGAUUUUUUUGAUAGAACUUAAUUGACCUUGGAUCUUUAGAGGAACAUACCUGCGGGCUUCUCAAUGAAUUGUAUCCGGUUGCUUGGAUUGAAAUUUUUGGCAGGGCACACUAUAAUCACCAUCGUCGUCAGUUAAAGCUAGUAGUACGCAGUGUGGUGUUGCUCUCGAAACGGGUCCAAGUGCCUGGAUUAAGUACAGGCGCCUACUAGUCGGUGUCGUUUGAAUCCAGUCAGCCGUGGAAAAGUGGGGCAAAGGAUGUGGAAGCUGUCCUAGUUAGUAGGCGGCAUUGGAUGUUGUGCUUCCUGUCCUGUUGGAGAAACGUAGAAAAAAGGGACAAACUGUUACGGAAUUUCACUCGCAAUAAAAUCUCACACUUGUGCCAUAUCCAUCAUCAGAAAAGUGUUUCUUCCACCAAGUGCCAACAACCAACAGUUAGGAAAAGUGAGGACAUGAGUAAUAAUUGCACGGCAAACACAGUCAGAGUCAGUAAGUCGACAACAACACAAUAGGAAGAUUCUACUCUGAAGUGCCAACGAAACCAAAAAAAAAAAAAUGUGUAAAACUUGUGAGGAGCUGCAUAAAAACUGCGGUGGGACGUACAACCGCUUCCAGGAUGGAGAACGGGUGGUCGAUUUUGUGCUGGCCUUCAACGGCCAAAACCCAUCAACGGAAGCGGAAAAGAAGCGGGCCAUAUUCGAGCGGAAUCUGGUCCAGGAGGGGCUGGAGAUCGAACUGGAAAGCUCCCAACGGAUACACUUCACCAAGGUGCACGUCCCCAAAGAGGUGGUCUCGCGUUACUGCGAGAUCAUGAAGAUGCAGAUGCCGGUGGUGCGGCUCAAUGGCCAGGAAAACAUCAAAGGAUACGAUUUCAGCUUCGGUAGCACGCUGGCCCGGAUUUUCCGGAGGCCGCUGUUCAGUUUUGUGAUAAUCAAUCGGGACAAGUUCCGAAAAAAGGAAUACCGAUUGCAGCAUGAGUACACCAGAGAUAAGGCGUACAUGUUCGACGAUGGACGGGAUGAUUUCUUCACCCCGAGCAUCCGGAUAGCGGUGGCCAAGUUCAUAAUGGAUAGAACCUUUUUCGGGUUGACGGAGGAGGACAAGUUUGACAUUGGGCUGGGGAAGUUGAUGAGUGACGGGGUUUAUUUGGAUGCUUAUCCGUUGCAUGACGGAAAUACAGAUAAGGACCAGCCGGAUGUGGAGUGUGAUCGGAAACUACUGCUCGACGAAUGGGCUUCCGUGAUCCGAUGGAUCAAACAUCAGCCGCUCGAUCAAAUCAAGGAGUACUUUGGGGUGAAGAUUGCCAUGUACUUCGCUUGGUUGGGCUUCUAUACGCACAUGUUGAUCUGGGCGACAAUCGUGGGGUUGUUGUGCUUCUUCUACGGGCUGCUCACGUUCCGGGACAAUCAGAUCAGUCAGGAAAUUUGCGCCGACAAUAGCACCAUUAUGUGUCCGCAGUGCGAUCGGAUCUGCGACUACUGGUAUCUGAACUCGAUCUGCAAAACCUCCCAGAUAGCGCACAUCUUCGACAACAACUUUACGAUAGCGUUCGCAGUGUUUAUGUCCAUCUGGGCCACCCUGUACCUGGAAAUGUGGAAACGCUACUCGGCAGGCCUUCAGCACCGAUGGGGCGUCACCGAGUACUGCUCCUUAGCGGAACCCCCUCGGCCACAGUACCUGGCCCGGGUCAAGGACAGCAAACAGACCAAGUUCAACAUCGUAACGGGGUCGCAGGAACCAGCCCCACCAUUCUGGUCCAAAAAGUUCCCCAGCUUCAUGUACAGCUACGCCGUGAUAUCGCUGAUGAUUGGUCUGGCGAUCGCGGCCGUGUUCGGGAUCGUCAUCUAUCGCAUGUCCCAGAUGACCUCACGGAACCUGUACGGCAACUCGGAUGCGGUUUCCUCCAAACUGCUACUGAUGCCAGCGACCGCAGCCGUCAUCAAUCUGUUCGUUUCGACGUUGCUGAACUACGCGUACGACUACGUGGCGGUGUACAUGACCGAUCGCGAAUAUCGCCGGACGCAGAGCGAGUACAACGAAAGUCUCAACCUCAAGAUCUACCUCUUCCAGUUCAUCAACUACUAUAGUUCGAUUUUCUACAUCGCCUUCAUCAAGGGCAAGUGGCCCGGCUACCCGGCCAAGUUCAAUCGGAUAUUGACCCUGCGACAGGAAGAGUGCAGUCCAGGUGGCUGCCUGAUGGAGCUGUGUAUCCAGCUAGCGAUCAUCAUGGUCGGCAAGCAGUUGAUUUCAUUGGUUCUGGAAAUCAUGGUUCCGUUUUUGUUGAAAAAGUUUAGGGAAUUCCGUAGUGUGCUCGGAAUGGCACCGGAUGACUCGGACGAAAAUGCCGGCGAGCGGUUGAUCUGCUGCAAUCAAUGGACCAAGGACUUCAACCUAAUCAGUUGGAGCGAUCGCAGUCUGUUUGAGGAGUACUUGAAGAUGAUUAUUCAGUAUGGAUUUAUAACGAUUUUCGUGGUGGCAUUUCCGUUGGGGCCGCUGUUUGCUCUGCUCAAUAACGUGUUCGAGACGCGGUUGGAUGCGAAAAAGUUCCUGCUCUUCUAUAAACGGGCCGUUCCGCAAAGGGCGCGAAACAUCGGCAUGUGGUACAACGUGAUGCAUGCCCUGGGGAAGGUUGCGGUGCUAUCGAGUGCAUUUAUCAUCGCAUUUUCGUCCAACUUCAUCCCCCGGUUGAUGUACAUCUACGUCGUCAAUCCGGAACAUACGGACAGAGGAUUCGUUAACCACACAUUGGCCUACUUCAAUGUCAGUGAUUUCGAGAAAGGCGUGGCCCCAAGGGAGAGUAAGUUCGAAAAUGUCACCGAGUGUCGGUAUCAGGAAUACCGGAAUCCGUACUGGCAUGAUCGACCCUACAAAAGGCCGCUCAUCUAUUGGCACAUAUUCGCCAUACGGUUGGCGUUUGUAGUCAUCUACCAAAAUGUCGUUAGCUUUGUGCAGAUUGUAGUGGCGUGGGCUAUCCCGGAUACCCCGGGAGCGCUGCGGGAUCAAAUCAAACGGGAACAGUAUCUGAUGAACGAGUUCGUUAUUCAGCAGGAGAAGCAGCGGACGCACGAGCGGAAGUUGGCCUGCGGAGUCGUCGGAAGGUUCCAGCGAAACGGUGGCGUCCCCUCGAGACCUUCCAAGGGCAGCCUGGACGAUUACAGUUCUGUCGUGCUGAUAGAUGAAAGGGACGAAGGUGGAGGCGAGUACGAGAUGCGUCAUAGACCCGGAGUCGGCAGUAAUGGUGGCGUCAAUAUGAGACCGCAAUCCGCGCCGGAUGACAUCGAGCGCUUCCAGGAGGUGGAACUUUCUAGCACUAGGAUAUAAAGAAAUUUAAACUUCUUCAUCCCUCGGAUGAGCGAUUAGAUUAUAGGUCAGAAAACCGUACUGAUAUAUGCCUUCAUCUAGAGUGAAGGGUUAAAAACACAUUGGGCCGCAUUCUGUGCCGCGCAUGAGGUUGCGAUAGUCGAGUCACUCGAUUCCAGGAGUCGCUUUAGGUGUGGAACCUCACUUCGGAUGAACUUUUGGAAUGAACAUCUAUCACUUCACUUAUAUCGACUAUCAGAAUUAGGUGACUAGAGUCCCGUGACGGUAACGUGACUCAACUGUUGCCCCUCACGCGCGGCGCAGAAUAAUGGUCAUUAUUAAUCGUGUACUAGCAGGUACAGCAUCCUGCUAAAAAAAUCUAAGCCUAACUGUAGCUUACGAAGCUUUAAACUUUCAAGUAAAAACAAACAUCAUAUGAUAGAAAUUAGACAAGACAAAUUGAAACAACGAACAAAGUUUUACAGUUAGAAUUGAUCUUUGAAGCCUACCGUAGUAUUGACUUAAACUUAAACCAAAAAAACGAAAGAACCAAUCUAAAUAAGAAAUCAAAACAAAAAAAUAUGCCAACUUCGCGCAAACGAUUUUUAUAGUCUAUCUCGAAUUGGAGAAAAACCUACCUACGCCCUAGAACUGUUUUAAGAGAAAAUCAUUCGUUAGGAAAGAUAUUGCAUUGGUUAAAGUUUUAUCAUCAUUAUCUUUAAGACAGAAUAAAUUGAACUUUUACACCUUGGACAGGGGAACAAAGAUAAAUUGUUUUCUUCGUUAUAUUUUAACAAUAGAAUUGUUUAUUCUUUAUAUAUAUUUUAUACACGUAUGAAAUUUCUAUACUGACACAUACACACAAACAUUCACAUACAUCUACGAAGAACAAAGGCAUGCAGACAGAGACACACACACUUUAUUUAUAUACUGUCCCCUACUGUUUCUGAUCAGCACUGAAGAGUCCCCAUGUUAGGAUAAAAUUCGAAUAAAAAGAACUUUACAAUCUCGA
Molecule: messenger RNA, 4647 nt
Organism: Uranotaenia lowii
Lineage: Eukaryota; Metazoa; Arthropoda; Insecta; Diptera; Culicidae
Product: anoctamin-1
Exons: 6
Coding region: 891-3656 (921 amino acids)
Biological process (GO): chloride transmembrane transport
Cellular component (GO): plasma membrane
Molecular function (GO): chloride channel activity; protein dimerization activity
Source: RefSeq, a predicted model, not a curated record